This is a messenger RNA of Amblyraja radiata (thorny skate), 510 nucleotides long. RefSeq names its product histone H4. The record is from RefSeq and is a predicted model, not a curated record. The transcript has a single exon. Lineage: Eukaryota; Metazoa; Chordata; Chondrichthyes; Rajiformes; Rajidae. Gene Ontology annotation, cellular component: nucleosome. Gene Ontology annotation, molecular function: protein heterodimerization activity; structural constituent of chromatin; DNA binding. Bases 173 to 484 code for a protein of 103 amino acids.
AGCUGGGGAUGAGAGGCCGCUCUCUGCUCUGUCUGUCACUCUGACUCUGUCUCCUCCCCUUCUCGCCUGUCUCUCUCUCUCUGUGUUUCUCGAGCAGGUCGGGGCGCUGUGUAUAAAAGGAGACAGUAGCAUUCGGCCUUUCAUUGUGCAGCCACUUGAGUGAAGAAACAUCAUGUCUGGCAGAGGGAAAGGAGGUAAAGGACUGGGCAAAGGAGGAGCCAAACGGCAUCGCAAAGUUCUUCGCGAUAAUAUCCAAGGCAUCACCAAACCAGCUAUCCGCCGCCUGGCUCGGCGUGGCGGUGUCAAGCGAAUCUCGGGUCUCAUCUACGAGGAGACCCGUGGGGUGCUGAAGGUUUUCUUGGAGAAUGUGAUCAGGGAUGCGGUCACCUACACCGAGCACGCCAAGCGUAAGACGGUCACUGCCAUGGAUGUGGUGUACGCUCUGAAACGCCAGGGCCGAACUCUGUAUGGCUUCGGCGGAUAAAGAAUUCUUCCCUUUAACCAAUCGAC